AUGCAUUUUUUGCAUAACUUCUUGCUUGCUUCACCGAGGACUGCUCGUAUCCCUUUGAAGGACUUUGACGUAGUUGAUUCGGCUGAUUUGAACGACUAUCCAUGGGGUAUUGACGUUUUCAAGUACACGUUUGAUUCUUUGUCAAAAAGAGCUGUUCUUAGUCCGGGAUCUCUUAUUAUUGAAGACAACAUUUACCAGUAUCGACUUCAAGGUUUACCAUAUGCACUGGUAUGUUGGUUCUACGAGUGUUGCCCGGCGGUGGAAAAUACCUUUGCUCAGCUAGUGAACAAAGAUGCUAUCCCGCGGAUUCUGAGGUGGAAAGCAUUCGUUCCUGCAAAAUACAUUGAUGUUGACAGGGAUUUAUUUGUUGAGAUUGCAUCCGAUGAGAUGAUUUUCCGAUCAAUUGUUCCAACCCCGGCAGAGAUGAAUGCCCUUCGUCUAGGUGACUUAUUCAAAAAAAUUAAGGGAAACGAGGAGGGUUAUUGUCCGGCAUUUAAUAUAUUGAAGGACGGUGAAUCAACGUCGAACACUUCGAAUUUAAAUGUUAUGGAAGAGAGGCUGGAAAUUUUGAUGGCUGGUCAAAAGACGAUUAAGGAUGAUAUAAUGGAUUUGAAACGUUUAUUCACUUCCAAAUGUUCCGAACUUUUGACAGUUGUCAAUUCAUUGAAUGAUAGGCUAACUCUGAUUGGUGAUUCUAAAACGGUUGAAAUUGAGAAACAUGAUGUUUCUGAUGGCUUGCAGACAAGGGUUGACAAAGGAAAAAAGGUUGUUCUUCCUGCAGAGGACAUUUCAGUGAAACCAAGUAAAAAUGGUACUUCUAUAGUAACGGAACAAGAAGAAAGGGAUGGUAGGGAGUCUGUUGUUCCUGUUUCUGCUGAUACUAAAGCUACUUCCAGCAAAGAAAGGGAUGGUAGGGAGUCUGCUGAUGAAGAAGAAGGUGCUGAAAAAGUCGAAUUGGAAGAUUUGGUUUGCGAGAAGGCUGUACUUGAAGGCAAGGAUGACCGUGGUGAACCUUGUGUUAUUGUUUCUUCCGAACACGUUGAUGUUAUCUCUCCGAAUUUUGAGGUUUCGCGACAAAGCGAGUUGAAUUUAAAAUCUCCACCAGAUGACACCAUCAAUCAGACUAAAAAAAAUGCAAGUGAAUCGAUUGCUGAAUUCAAAUCAAAGGAGUCUGGUCCUUCUUCAAGCCGCUUCAUACCGACGCAAACUGGUUGUAAAGUCCGUAUUUGUCCAUUUGAUGCUAAUCACAUUUUAUUCAGUGAUGCCACCAAACAAGACAUCAUUCAGAAUUGGCUGGAAGAAGGACGUCCUAAAGGGGCCAAGUUCGUAUCUCGACUAACUUUUUUCAGUUCUGUUUUAAUGCUCACUUAUUUAAUUUUUUUUUCUUUGUUUGUUUAGAAGGCAAAGCUGGAUAUACGAUCCAAAGAUUGAUAAAUUCCAUCCUCGUCUUUCUCUUGGCGUGGUUGAUAUUGAAACGAAAUCCUGGUUUUACCAUCUCUACCACGUUGGAAAGCCUCUUGAGUGUUCUGUAAGUAUAUCCAUAUUUCUUUUAUUUGUUCUUUUUAUUUUAUUUUAUGUGUUUAUUAUUUGAAUUACUCACGAUAGUUUUGUUAAUAACAUUGUUGUGACUGUAUGGCUACUUAACCUUGAAUUUUGUUUAUUUGGCAGCAUGUAGAUGUUCUCUUUUAUUAUCUGAGAAAG
Molecule: messenger RNA, 1701 nt
Organism: Mercurialis annua (annual mercury)
Lineage: Eukaryota; Viridiplantae; Streptophyta; Magnoliopsida; Malpighiales; Euphorbiaceae
Exons: 5
Coding region: 1-1398 (465 amino acids)
Source: RefSeq, a predicted model, not a curated record